This is a messenger RNA of Frieseomelitta varia, 7282 nucleotides long. Its product is annotated as protein BTG2-like. The record is from RefSeq and is a predicted model, not a curated record. Gene Ontology annotation, biological process: negative regulation of mitotic cell cycle; negative regulation of cell population proliferation. Gene Ontology annotation, cellular component: cytoplasm; nucleus. NCBI's taxonomy places the organism in Eukaryota, Metazoa, Arthropoda, Insecta, Hymenoptera, Apidae. Bases 709 to 1251 code for a protein of 180 amino acids. The transcript has a single exon.
UACAUCGUUUGCGUCGACGGUCUCUGCCACUAGAAAGUCGUUGGCAAUUGUUGGGUGCGGUUGUCGGAGAAAAGUGUGUCGGUUAAAUUUCACGAGAAAGUUUUCCGUGGUCGUAAAGUGCGAAAAGUGAACCAGCGUGGGAGAAAAGAAGGUUAUCGCUGCUGUGUCGUUGGAAUUUUACGUUUCGUUUCCUUUGUCGAUUCUCCUGGUACUUGAAGGACUGAAGAAAACGAUUUUGACCGCCGUUUACGAUUGGAAAAAUCGCAAUCGCAACAUCUCUGACUUCUCAGAGCUUCAUUUCGUUAUUUUGGAGUAACCAUCCUAACAAAUUUGAAAAUUUGAAAACAAAACAGAAGCAACGAUCGCUGGAACUCCGUACAUUCGAAUUGUUUAUGUUAAAAAUAAUCAUCGAUAGCCGCGAAAGAACUAUUGAGAAACACUUGAUAUUUCUCUUCGCGCUGGAGCGUCGACGAAUAAAUACUAAACGUGAUCGUGCGACGUGGCGACGACGCCAUUUUGUGAAGACUCCUGUGUGCAUUCCGUGAGCAACAACGGCCUCCCUCGAGCCGUGACCUCUCAAAUCACGAAAGGAAUAUAGUAUUUUCUUUCGUGAUUUCCUCGGGAGAAAAAAACAACGGAAGAAGUGGCAGAAGAGGAAGAGUGGCGUUGUAACAUUAACAAAAUUUUAUCAUAGAUCGCAUAGCAACCAUGAGACUGGAAAUUGUGUCAGCAGCGGAUUUUUUGGUGCAUUUACUACGUCUUCAGGCAGGCCAAUUGUCUGAACGCCAGCUGGAGAUGUUCAAGUCCUCUCUAACGGAGGUUCUGCGUCAUCGUUAUAGGGAUCACUGGUUUCCAGAUCGACCAAAUCGCGGUUCCGGUUACCGUUGCAUACGCAUCAACGGUAAAAUGGAUCCAGUAAUUGCACAGGCAGGCGCCAAUGUUGGUUUACUGCCAACGGUAUUGCACAGCUUGUUCCCAAGCGAGCUUACCAUGUGGAUUGAUCCAUCGGAAGUAUCAUAUAGAAUCGGUGAAAAUGGGUCCAUUUGUGUUCUAUACGAACGUACAGAACCUGAACCUGAGGAGUCUCAACAUCAACAUCAGCAUCAACAUCAGCACCAACAUCAGCAUCAUCAUCACCAGCAGCAGCAGCAACAGCAGCAGCAACAGCAACAAUUUGAGAGUUGCAAGGAUUCGUUAUUGUUGGAGCACUCGCAAUUUAGCGAGCAGAUCGCUGCAUUCGUUUCCAGUUGAAGCGUUUUUUCACACAAAUUCAUCGAUGCGAAGAUAUUAGCGUCUUGCUUCAUUUUCAUAGGAUGUGCAUCACGCUCUCGGACUGAUCAAAGCAUAUGCGUUUCAUGAUAUGUGAUCGCGUUUUUCCGGUCGGGUGAAUAAUUCACUCGUGCACACGAACGCGCUAAUUCUACUCUGAGUCGAGUUCCGAAGAAAAUCAAGUGCAACAGAGGCUCCUUCUUGUGCGCACCGUUUUAUCAACAAUGGACAGCAAAUGUAUUAAAAAAAAGUGUAUAACCAAUUUUUUCUUUUUUUUUGGCUAAAUCCGAUUUAUCGAAGAAAUUCGUCCAAUACGUAUCGUCCAACGGGUUCCGAGUGACUCGCAAUAAUCGUUUUUACGAUUGACUCUAGUCCAGCAUAUAUACGCGAGUCAUUACGCUAAAGAUAUGUCAAACUAUAAAAAAGAAGAGAAAGAGGAUACUCAUGGAAAGGAAAGUGGUAACGAUUAUCAUUCGAAUGUUCGAGGAGAAUACUGCGCGUUCGCGUAACGUGUGUACCCAGACCAGCGGUUCUCUUGCGUCCUGGCGUGUCUCGCGAAAAGAUCCAGUCUUUCUAGUUCUUUCCGUUGGAAAUACUGAUUGCUGACGAGAUCGCGCUUACAAAUGUGAGAAAAAAAUAUGAGCGAGCUCCGCGAGGAUCUCUCUCAGACAAAUUGAUCUCAGCUCUCCUCCGCGUACUUCCUUUGUUUAUCCUGAAAAGAAGUUACGUCUGGAAUGGGGAACAACGAACCAGUCUGAUCCCUCUCUGUUCUCGUGAGAGGAAAUGCGAAAUGAGCCUCCCUUCCUCGGGAAGGAUUCAACAACGUGUUUUUAUCAUCGCAAAUCUCUUUUCUUCCACGAUCGUCUCUUACGUAUCAAUGUAAUCGAUUAUUCCGAACCCUCUCGUGUUCUGAUGUUCUAUUCUCUCCCUCUCCUGAUGAAGAAUGUACAUCCAGGAUGAAGAUGAAAAAAAAAAGGAGUAGUAAUUCGCCCUUCGAUGGAAAAUCUACGAAUAUUUAUACUGCAUUCUCUCUUCUGUCCGUAUGGUCAUCACGCUGAUUAAGCUUCGUCAAGGAUUUUUUUCUCCCUAACCUCGCACCGCCAAUACAAAUUACCACUGAGCCACACACAGACUACACCAAACACAUAUUAGAAUAAAAGGCAUACAUGUUUCUGUUGCCACUUCGUUGAACAUAUGGAGAAGAAAUCUGUUAUCAUCAACAAUUGAUUCGAUCGAUGUCGACGUUUGAUUUCUCUUUGAUCCGGAGCUUCUCUUCACAGGACGCGUUAACAAGCAUGUCGGAAUCAUUAUUGUUACGGUGAUCCGUUAUCGUUCUGAAUCGUCCAUCAGCCAUUGUUUCAUUAAUCGUCGGUUGUAUCAAGCGAGUUUGAACUCGACCCAUGUGUUGGCGUCGUUGACACAACAAGAACACACGUUACACUUCAUACGUACAAACCUUUAACAAAAUGCGUGAGUUUAUAUGUACAUAUAUAUAGGUAUUAUGUAUGUGAAAGCAUGUAUUAUAUAUGUGCGAGCGGACGGAAAUCAUUGCUCGCAUAUACAUAUUGUGUCAAGUUGUAUAUUAUGUGUGAGUGAAUGUGCGAAAGAAAGAAGAAAGCGAGUGCAUGAGAGAGAGAGAGAGAGAGAGAGAGAGAGAGAGAGAGAGAGAGAGAGAGAGAGCGUAUGUGCAUGCAUGUAUUAAAGUAUGAAGUAAAUGAGAAUAAGGAAACAUGAAAUAAAUAACUGUGAUUUUCUUCAAAAGAAGAGGGGAUGUAUUUCGUGCAUAUGUCAAAUAAUCUUUUCUGGUGUUUCGGACGUGACGAGAGUGAUCGAAGAAUAUAUGUUGGUAAGAAUGGGAAGUGAGAAAAAGUGACCGUCAUCACGUGGUUAUCUUUCAGUCGGUUCAAUCAGUUUGCAUUUUGACAACAUUGCUAAUGAAUUGGCUGUCAUUGUCUUUAUUCAGUUUGCUUCCGUUUUCAUGCCGAACAAUUUUUCUUUCCUAUUAUUUUCAGUUUUCUAUUUUAUAAAAUUUAUUUAGCCGUGCAACUUUAUUUUAUUCAUAUAUACUUAUAAAGUAUUACUCGUUCGUUGUAAUAAUCGAAUGCAAUUAAGUAAAUAUAUGCAAUAGAAAUCUGAUGCGUAAAUAAAAAAAUAUACAUGUUCGCGCGCUUUUGUGUGUGUAUACGUAUACGUACAUACGUGUUUUUCAAUUUUAUUUACAACAAAAUUUUGCUAACUCGAGAAUUCAGUUUUUUUUAAACUUUUGAAGCUUUUUUUGGAGAUCAUUUUUUUUUUCUAUUAGAACUAAUACGCAUAGCCCUACUUCUCUGUACAUCUUAUAACGAAUCCAAGUUGAAAAUUUGUUUCAUAAAUAAAAGAUCAUCGUUUAGCACUCUGCUGACUUGUCAUAUCACGAAAAUUUUCGUUCUAAUAAUUUUUUAUUAUAGUUUACAAAAUGUAUAAAAAAUAUGUAUUUCAAUUUGUAAGAGUAGUUUUCAUUUAAAAUCUAGAAAAAUCGAGAAAAAAGCCCGAGACUGUCAUUGCUCAAAUCUACAAAGUUUAAUGGAAACAUGUGAAAUUUUCGAGUUAUCGAAAUUUUCUUGACAGGAAUUCUGCUGUUUCAAGAUAAAAAUUAUUGAAUUAUACAUAUGUUCGUAUAUGUAUAUAUAGAUAUACGAUCGUUUCGUCAUGGGUUCUCCGGUGGCGUAUCUCGCUUACGCGGAUUUCAAUAAAAAACUACCAAGUCGAAUAUGAAAACAAGCAUUGUCUGAUAAUGCCAUUAAAAUCAUCGUCGGAUGAUGUAUUGUUGUUUCUUUCUUUUUUUUUCUGUGACGUAAAUACUUGUUCGGAUACUCGCGUGAUAUUACGCGCAAAAAUUGGACCGUGAUGUGCAAGAAUUUGAGAGAAUGCCGUUCGUUUGAUAAUUAUAAUAUGGAGUCGUGAACUAGUGUUGUGUGAUAAAAAGUAAAAAAAAAAAAAAAACAAGAGAAGAAAAGUGUGUUUGUGAAGAAUAGAGCGAAAAGGAAACGGGAAGAAUUUGUCGCGUUCGGUGUCGAAUCAGGAGAUUCUGUAUGUAGCAAUUAUAUAGAAACAAUGUCUGUGAUUAUAUUAAAAAUAGAGAGACAAUAUGAGCAAUUUCUGUGUGCGGACGACCUAAUUAAAAGUGUGUGUAUACGUAUUUGAACAAGAUCACGCAUGCACAUGCUUGUAUAAUACCAAUAUUUAAAAGUAUAUAUAUAUAAAUAAAUAUAUUUAUAUUGGAAAGUAUGCGUGGCAAUUUUAAACGGAUUUUUAGAUUAUUUAUUUUAGCGAUCAACCUCUAUGGAUUGUGCAUUAUGUGUCUAUAGAAACAUUAUACGCGUUAAUUCGAUUCUUUCGUUCUCCCAUUCACGUAAACGAAUUGUAGUUUAUAUUGAAAAAGGUUUGAUCGCUCGAAUUAUGCAGUUUUUAAUCAAUAUGUUAUAUACAUUUAUUUUGAUAAUUUGCAGUCAAAUAAAUUUGAUACGAAUUUGCAGCUAUUCCAUUAAAAUUGCUAAACAUGCUCAGUUUGCGAAAUUGUACCGAGCGCGUAACAAAUAACAUAACAAACAAGGAAAGAUUUGAAUUCGCUCUGAAAAUCAGAAAUGCAAACCGUUUCUCUCUGAACGACCCAUUGAAAAAAAUUUGUUGAAAAGUAGUUAGACGAAACGGCGACAUAGAAAAUCUCACACACUAUGUAGUACUUAUUGUAGAAUCGUAUAGCACAGCUUUAGAUGAAAGCUAGAAAAUAUUCCUUUUUCGUUUUAUUUGCCCUUUGGUUGGAGCCAUGAGGAAACGAAAUUUUCACAAUAUCGUAUAGGAUGCUCUCGUUUGAUAUAUACUGUUGUAUGUAGAAUAUACAAGUGUAUAUCACACGUAAUAAAUGGACGUAUAUAUGAAAUGUAUGAGCGAAAAAACAAGCGGAUAUUCAGCGAAACAAAUUGUGAGAUCGAGAGCGAAAGAAGUGCAAAAUACUAUUUCACGAGUGAAUUGUAAUUACUAUAUAUACAUAUAUAUACGGAUAUAUUAUAUAUACAUACUUAUAUGUAUACAUAUAUACAUAUAUAUAUAUAUAUACACACACACAUCUUGUAUACAUAGAGUCCUUCAGGAAGAAUUUGUACAAACAAACCCGCUGGAAUAAAGCACCAGCAAGUCUGUGAUUUUAGCUUGGUUAAUUCAGUAUUUUUUUAAAUAAAAUGAGACAAAAUCAAGAUAAAUAAUUAAAAAAAAAAAAAAAGAUCGAACUGCGAGAGAGUUCUUGAAUGAGACACGAGCAAAAGAAAGUUCUGCAUGGGAAAACAGUGUACGUGUGCUAUGGGUCAGGAGUGGGGAUGAUGCGGACGAGCGCAUGCGGGAGGAAGAAGAGGGAAACGCAAAGAAGAAAAAAUAUUUUGAAGUGCAAACAGGAAAAUAUUUAUUGCGUAUACAUUUAAUACGACAUUUGUACAAACAAUCAUGGUAAUUAAAAAUUUUAAUUUUAUUUAUGCAAAUACGCGCGAUUAUAAAUUGUGCCCUGAAUUUUACAAAAUUGUAAAUACGAUAUUAAUAUAUAUGCGAUGUAUUUUGAUCAUAAGUUCGUAAAACAAAAGCGAGAAUUUUUCUUUAUUUUUGAAAAUGAAAUUGAAAUUGGAUAUGUAUAUAUUUAUAAGAUACCAUGUUUUAAUUUCUUCUGGCUAGAGCUAGUUUAAUUAUAAGUCGCACAAGUUGUACUUGCAAAAUUAUAUAUGUUUAUUUUGAAUUUUGCAGUCGCAUCGCGUGCAAUUUUGUGAUUAUUUCGAAAGAAGAUUUGUUGUACAAAUUAAUAUGUGUGUCUUCCGUUCAUAUCUUUCAGUGUGUUGUUCCCUCUGCUUUCUCUGUUGACAUAGAUUGUUGAGUAAAAAAGAUUGUGUGAUUGAGAAAGACGAUAGUCAAAAUUACAAAUUUAAUAUAUAUGAAGCGCGAAAUCAGAGUAUAUGCCGCGUGUCUUUCUUUUUUGUGAAGUAAAUUAUUUCGUUGGGACACCAGAAAGGAGAAUGCACGAGAGAUAUAUAGAGAGAGGAGGGUAUAACCUAAAGAGGAGAAAAAGAAAAAUCCAAGCGAUUAGUUGAAAUUAAAGUCAAAGCAUUUUUUCGCGAGCGUGAGAGAAAGACAGCGUGGAAGGAAGAAGAGAGCUAGAGAAAAAGAGGGUGAGGUUGAGAACAUAAUGAGGCAUAAAAAGAAGAAUGAACAGUAAGAGAGCGUGAGGCCCGACAGGGGUGCUCAACUCGGGUAUAGUGGGCCGUGGGUUCCAUUGUGGUAACAAUUGUGAUGCCGAAUUUAUUGUACUGAUUAAGAAAAAUUCAUAAUAAUUUUAAUGCAUAUUCGCGUCAAAGACGAAAAACAAAAAGACACCGACCCAAGGUCAUCGAGAUCCGAAUUCGGCGGCCCUGUUGGCCAGUGCACAAGAAAAAAAACAUUCGUUUACACAUAUACAAACGUACAGAGACAGACAGGACAGAUAUAGACAUAUAUAGGACACAGACAAAUUUACACAUACACAUAUGACACGACAUGAUACAUUACUAUACGUUUUUGAAAUAAUUGCAAUCGAAAUGAUCUGUUUGAAAAAUAUUGUAUAAAAAACGUUCGCUUGGUCGAUGUGUACACUGUCAUUGAAAGACAUAUGUAAAACAUUAUGUGGAAGACACGAAUGCACAUAAACAUGUAGACGAAUACACUUUGACGAGAUACAUGGAACAGACACGAGGAACACAUUACGUACACUCUCGAAUCUGUAGACUGUAGGUUUACUAUUAAUUAUUAUGGAUUAUAAUUAUUAUAUCUAUUACUAUAUCAAUGUAUAAUUAUAUUUAGUUUUUAGGUUACUAUGUCUAUCAUUUCCCGCUUGUACAUACGCCGUGAGCUCGAAAAAAUUAAAUCUUUAUCAAAAGAAAUCUAUAAUUUUUUCGACUGUUUUUGUACAGAGAUAAUAAAAACAAAGGCCUCGUGCUUAUGAAAUUUCAUGAAUAUAAAA